AUGGGGCCAAAAAUGAAAUCUAAUGGAGGGAAAAUUGCAUGGGGAGCAGUCUGUAAGCCUAAGGAACUUCUGGACUUGAAGAUUCCUCACUCAUGCUCCUGGAGUUGGAGGAAAAUUUUACAGCUGAGACACCAUGCAAGGCAUUUUAUCAAGCACCUUAUUGGCAAUGGGAUUGAUACUUCCUUUUGGUUUGACAAUUGGUCUGCUAGAGGGCCUCUGUGUUUAAGAUUCUCAUCAACCAUUCUAUCACUCUUAGGAAUUGAUGAGAAUACAAGUAUGGCAAACUUCAUUGUCAACAAUGGCUGGAAUUUCCCACCUGCUCUCCUCUCUGUUAUUCCAAAGCUAAACUCAAUCCAACAACCAGUGCCUCACAGAAAGGAUAAGUUGAUUUGGACUGUUUCUCCCUUUGAUUCUUUUAGCUUGAAACACACAAUUUCCCACCUCAUGGAUCAUGGUCCUUUAGUUCCAUGGUACAACCUGGUGUGGCACACAGCUUCUAUCCCAAGAAUGAAAUUUAACAUGUGGCUAGCAGUUCAAAGCAGACUUCCCACACUUGACUCUCAAGCUAUGGUUCACCAUGGUAAUACCUGUGUCCUUUGUGGAAUUGAAAUUGAAUCACAUUCCCAUCUCUUUUUUAGAUGUGACUUCUCAGCCCCUCUUUGGGAGUUUAUCCAAGCUAGAUGCAGAUUCUACAAUUAUUUUCUCAUAUGGGAAGACAUGAUUCUGUGGAUUAGUAGCCGAUGGAAGUCAAAUUCUCCAAUGAACAUCCUCAGGAAAAUCUCCCUGUCAGCCUUAGUAUAUCACACAUGGGAGGAAAGGAACAACCGUAUCUUCAGAGGGAAUCCAUCAACUCAGAACAGGGUUCUAACAAAGACCUCCUCCCCAUCCACCAGACUAAGAUGUGGAGGCUCUCUCCUCCAUCACCGCAAGCUUCGCUUACCGGAAUUGGUUUCAGUUCUCCAAGUUGCUCUGGUUGAGGGCUGGGUUGCUUUGGGCUUGUAUUUCCUGUGA
Cornus florida is the source of this 1011-nucleotide messenger RNA. RefSeq lists its product as uncharacterized. The record is from RefSeq and is a predicted model, not a curated record. The coding region runs from base 1 to 1011 and encodes 336 amino acids. Lineage: Eukaryota; Viridiplantae; Streptophyta; Magnoliopsida; Cornales; Cornaceae. The transcript is spliced from 4 exons.